Messenger RNA from Mya arenaria, 2939 nucleotides. RefSeq lists its product as uncharacterized. Lineage: Eukaryota; Metazoa; Mollusca; Bivalvia; Myida; Myidae. The record is from RefSeq and is a predicted model, not a curated record. Bases 87 to 1736 code for a protein of 549 amino acids. The transcript is spliced from 2 exons.
ACUGCGUAAUAAAAACCAAUUUAAUCGAGUUUGACAUGGAGUUCUGUCAGUUUCACAGUAAAUAUUAAGAAUAGUUAUGUUUAAAAAUGGAUCAACUUUCAAAUACAGAACACGGCAGUAUGAUUGUCUCUCGAAACCAAGCUAUGACGGAAGUUGAAGUUCAAUUAUUAGACAUGUGCAAAGAGGAGAUAAUUCUACUAAUCGAUCCUUUCUUUGUGUCUGCAACACUUUGUAGAGAAUACCCUCAAUUUGAACCUGUUCACCAGGUUAUCCACGAGUUGGAACUGACAAACGACAGGAAAGACGUCUCAGAAGUUUUAAUAAGCCACCUGCCAGAAAAUAUUUGCUUACAUGACUUCGUGUUUGUUCUUAAAGAAUGUGGCUAUAUAGCAUUAGGAGCAGAACUGUUACGUGCCCGUUUAAAACUGGACGCGCCAACAACCUUAAAACAUGUACAUAGAUCGACAUCAGGACAAAGGCCAUCGAUAAGUAAAAUGAAUUUUAAUCUGAAAAAGAUUGUGGAUGAUGCACAGUUCAAUAAUCCUCGGCUUUUUUUACGCCAAACCAGAGACAGGUUUAUCCUAAAAAUGCAAAAUGAAAGUGAUGAAUAUCGGAGACAAAUUUUUAAUGACAAAUGCAUAGCAUUUAUUGGCGCAGAAAUCGAUGCAAUAGCUAUAACUUUUGACGAAAGUCUAUGUGAAGGAGCUGUCUUCACCGAAAUGAAAAGUCUCACAAACGCGACAAGUAAUACACUGCUAACAGAUGGUGUGUAUUUUGGCCGGUUAGCAAAUGCAAAUGCUAUUGCAGGACGUUUUAAUGAAAGCAAUCACAUGAUCAAAGCUGCCCUUUGUAAUGCAUUUUCUAUUGGUCCUUGCUUUGAACUUGUGUUUAUGAUUUAUAACGCAGUGCAAGUAAUGUUGUUUAGCUUUGAAAACUCACCAACAGCUGAAAACAGGCGGGCUCUGUUAAUGUUCGGUAACAUUGGUCUUCAAUAUGCUGAACAGGAGAUUUCGAGGAGCAAAAUGAUGUGGAGACGAUCUUACGUUUUGAGAAUGGUAUUCUGCUUGCUUGGUCUCGGGUACAAAGCAAACGUAAUUGAAAAUUGUCCUGUUGACGAAACAUGCAUUGUAGAAGCAAAGAAACUUCUUGCCGAUAUUGAAAAAAACUUGACUGGAAUAGAAACAAGAAGAGAAAUGUUGUACUAUGUUGCUAAAGCUAGAUUAGCUGAGUUAACAAAGCAGCAACAGGACUGUCUGGAUAAUUUACGAGCAUCUCGGAAUCUUGCCCAUGAAGGCCAUUUUGACGAAUUAAGAUUCAUUUCAGAUUAUCUUGAUAAGGUGAACACGCAAAUUCAACGCCCAGAUAUCAUAAAAGGGGAAGAACGGGAGAGGGAAGUGCCUGAUAAUUUGAAAUUAGAUGAAACAAGAAACUAUGCUUUACUUGGAAGCCAAGAUUUUAAGACUAUUAGUAUCCGUACAAUUGAUGAUGACGAAACCAUUCCAAAAUUCAGGAGUGUGUUUUCCUCUGAACAUCCGUUCCCUACCCAAGAACAAUUACAUGGCUCAUAUGAAACCCGAAUUCCAGGUGACGGUCGUGAAAGUGCUAGCAAUACACCGUGUCAAACAGGUGAAAGGUUAUCAGAUUCUCAUGAAGGUUAUCAAAAAGAGGGAGACACAAGUGUAGAACAUUUGAAUGUGUACCAGUCGUUUAAAGAUUCAGAUGAAUUUGAAAAUUAGUCCUCCCUGGAUAGCGAUGAUAUGUUUGGUGAUUAAGUUACAUGCGCUGCUCCAUACUGAGUAGGUUUAAUACGGUUCCACUUUGAGAAGAAAAACAUUUUUGAAGAAAGUGAACCAGUCUAAGCCAGGGCAUUAACUAUACUUUUAAUGCAAGUUUUCAUUCCGUGUUUUCAACACUCUAUACAUCUAUCCCACAAUCUUUAGUUACAAACAAAUUGACUCCUCUUAUCGAAAAAACUUUGCGAGGGAAAAAACUACUUAUAUGGCAGUUACUGAUAAAAAAGCCUUUUUUUCCAAUGACCACAGACGCAAUUGAAGUUUUAAAUUUUGUACUUUUGUAUAAUUCUUUUCUAAAAUUCAUUAAAUGUUGAUAUAAUCAAACAAUUGGCAUUAACAAUGGGUGCCAAGUAUGCACUUUUACUUGUAGACCUCUUUUUAUACUGCUAUGAAAGAGAAUAUAUGUUGAAAUUAUCUGGAGAUCUCGCUCUUGUUGAAAAAUUCAACAGCACUUUAAGAUAUAUUGAUGACAUUCUAAGUUUUGAUAAUCAUGUGUUUACAGAAUAUAUUCAAUCGAUAUACCCUUCAAAUUUGCAACUUUAUUAAUCGAAUCCAUCCGAUUUAAAAUCAUCCUAUUUAAAUCUGCAACACGAAGUAAAGGAAGAUAUAUGGAGUAUCAAACUUUAUGAUAAACGUGAUGAUUUUAAUUUUAAAAUAUUUAAUUACCCUUCUUUAGUGGGAGAGUUCACCAUCAUAUGAUGUUUUUAUUGCACAGUUGAUAAGAUUUGCUAGAAUAUGUACAGAUGUAAAAAAAUUCAGCUUCGCAGUAAACUUACGACGGAAAAACUUCUGAAACAGGGUUUCAGAUAUUAUAAAUUAAGGAAAACUUCCCCAAAAUUUGUUAAUGAUCAUUAUAAUCUGAUAUCCAAGUAUAAUAGUAGUCUUAAAUCGCUGAUUGCUGAAAGUAUUGCUCAUCCUGAUUUUUAUGGUGAUGUUUUUAAAAAAAAUCGUAAAAUUAAAAUGUUUCCAGCAGGUAGUUGGGCAGAUAGACUCAAUGAAUUACUUGGAAUUUGUUUAAACCGUUGAUAUAAAGGCAAUACUUUGAAAAGUUCUUGCCAUCUAGAUUUUGAAAAUGAAUUCCUGAAACAAAAUAUAGGGUUGAAUAUAGCAUCCUUACAUAUAAGAAAGCUUUCAGUCCUUCGAUUU